GGAAGGCGCCUUGUUCCUUUAAAUCGCGGGAGCUGAGGGCAGUCGCCGCAGGGAGCGGACGCUGGGCUCAGUUAAGGGAGUCCCGGCGGCGGUGGGAUUCGCUCCUUCCCCAAAGCGCAGCACGUGGCGGGACGAUGAGUUGAGCAGCCGCUGGCACCGCCUCCCCCGGGCGCCUGCUCGCCCGGCUCAGCAGCACCUGGGCACCGCACCCUUGCGGCGGCAGCGGCCGGGUUCCCCACGCGGUGCCUGCCCUGCCCGGCGCGCUCCGGGGCUGGGCGCGGCUCCGGCUGGGUUUGCAUGUGCUGCCCUCGCCCCAAGCCGGGCGCGGCGAUGGCUCGGGGCCCCGGCUGGCUGGCGGCGGUGGCGGCUGCGCUGCUGCUCCUGGCGCCCGGCUCGGAGGCCGGCUGCGCCGAGCUGGGGCGCUGCUGCCGGGGCAGAGACCUGGCUUGUGUCAGCAGCGGCUGGAGACCGGACCGAUCCCACGGCGUCUGCUACUGCGACCAGGCGUGUCCCCGCACCAUGGACUGCUGCCACGACUACCCGCAGGCCUGCCCAGAGGUCUCCUGUGCUGUAUCCGAGUGGAGUGACUGGAGUGGCUGUGCAGAGCCUUGCCGGGCAACAUAUCGAGUUCGGAGGAGACACGUCGUGCAGGAGCCUAGAAAUGGAGGCGAGGCGUGUCCUCCUCUGGAGGAGAAGGCUGGCUGUGUGGAGUAUUGGAACCAGGAAGGAGCUGAGUGCAAACAGUCCCUUAUUCCAGCAUUAAUAACCACAGGAGGUUAUGGGAAAGCAAGGAAAAAGAGAGCUGCGUCCAGCGAAAAUGAAAGAUCAGGGUAUUGUGUCGAAUUCCAGAUCACAGCCAUCACGGAAGGCUGUUUGCAGGGGAGCAGUUCCUAUACUCAGUGGAUGCGCUAUCUCAGCGAGGGGCACACGGUCUGCGUGGAGUGCCAGCACCCGGCCCUGGAUUCCAGGAGUCUGCAUUGCUAUGGGGAUGGCAGUGGAAGCAAAAAGAAUCAGCUGCUGCACUGGCAGGCCAUGGGGAAUCCCCGGUGCAGAGGAACCUGGAGGAGAGUUCGCCAGCUGGACACUUGCUCCUGUCCUUCUGUUCACAGUUUCUUGUUCAUCUAACUCUUCUGAAUUGGCCCAGCGCCUCCAAGCCUGAGUCACGGGAUCGUGGCUUUGGCACAAAGUUUGAAGUAACAACCCCACCCCACCUGCUGAUCAGUCAGUAAAACCCCUCUUGGACUGUUUCAAGGAGGUUGCCACCUGCCAACGCUGAGGCUGAAAACCCCUUCAUAUCCACCCACGCUCUUGGCUCGCUGAAGAAGACAGGCUGACAAAAAAUCUUCAGGCUCUUUGUCCCCACACUUCCUUCCAUGAAUGUCCCCUGUGCUUGAGAGCAGCCAGCCUGACUUAGGCAGUCAGUCGCCUACUCUACUUCCAAGUCCCUCCUUCCCUGAGACUUGCCAGCGAGAAGCCACCAAAUAAAAGAAUUCAAAAAAGAAUUUAUACAUGCAUUGUUUUAAAACCUAGCUAAGCAGCCAACAAAAGAUAUGUAAAAUGAGUCCACUCAAAUUGCCUCCUCUCCAUACAGAUAACCCCCCUGCCUGGAGGGCAUUCCUCCCUUCCCCCAAUGCUUUUGUUAUUUUAUGUUGGGUUCCUGGUCUAAUGUAGAGGCCAGUGCUGUACCUAUUGAAAUUUGGGGAAAAGCUCUCAUUUACUUCAUGAGGAGGUUUGAGUCCUUGGGGACUGAUCCUGAAGGGUGCUGAGUGCCUCCACUCCCAUUGGGCUGGAUUCUGCUUCCUUUGAGGUAUACAGUAACUCCUCCCUUAACGUUGUAGUUCUGUUCCUGAAAAAUGCUACUUUAAGCAAAACUAUGUUAAGCGAAUCCAAUUUCCCCAUAAGAAUGGGGGGGGUUAGGUCCCAGGGAAAUCUUUUUCGCCAGACAAAAGACUGUUUAAAACUUAUGUUGUGUAUGUGUGUGUAUACGUAUAAAAUACAA
Trachemys scripta elegans is the source of this 1999-nucleotide messenger RNA. RefSeq names its product somatomedin-B and thrombospondin type-1 domain-containing protein-like. NCBI's taxonomy places the organism in Eukaryota, Metazoa, Chordata, Testudines, Emydidae. Bases 298 to 1125 code for a protein of 275 amino acids. The transcript has 5 exons. The record is from RefSeq and is a predicted model, not a curated record.